AAAAAAAAAAAAAAAAAAAAAUGUGUGUGUGUGUGUGGUACACCCUUGAUGAUGACCCAGUAAAACAGUCAUUAAAACCCGACAGACCGGAUGGCUCAUUAUUCAAAUUUUUCUUUCGCUUUCGCAUUCAUAUAGCCUACAGACACCAGUCGGUGUCAGCGCAGUUGUCGCCUCUUAAGUACUGGAUUCUGAUGGAGAAACGACGAAACUUCUAUCCCACUUCUUUACUGCAGUUUACCAUGAUGUGGAGUCUGAAUCUGUCCACCGGGAAGGUCACAUAUGGGAUAGGAUUUAAUGGAAGAGUGAUCAGUAUAUCAUGUAACUGGCUCUUAAGAGGAAACGAAAGUUCAGUCGCAGUACGAAAUGGAUUUAUACAUCUACCGGCCAUGUAAAGACGGAAUAAUAAAGAGGGGUUGCUGCUGUGAGCCUGAAGUUCAAAAAGAGGAACUUUGGAUCUCCAUGUGCGUUUUGGGAGAACAUCACAACGCAACUUUGGGAGACCCCUUUACCUUUUCAGUGAGUGACUAUUGCAUGGAUAGCAAGAAGUUCACACUCACUCGACGGCUGAAAGAUGACAGCGAAAAGGCCGUAGGACACUUUGCAAAUGAUGUUUGGGUGCCAGGGGAAGAUUACAAAGACCGGGUGAAACACAUUUCAAACACUUCCGUCGUCUUAACCGACAUUACCCUCAAUGAUGACGGAAUGUUUGAGUUCACCUGUGGUGGCCGCUUUGUACCCGUGCAGCUGGAUGUCGUUGUGCCCUGUGACGUGCUGGGAACUGAGGGAGAAACAGUUAAACUUCCCUACUACUUCACUACUUUCGGUGAACAUGAUGUGGAGAUUAUACGAUGGGAAAAAAACAAUGAGCUUGUCCUUGAGCUGAAUCUUUUCUCCAGGAAGGUCACAUAUGGGACAGGAUUUGGGGGAAGAGUGUCAGUGUCACCCGACUGGUUCUUACGAGGAGACCUGUCUCUGAAACUGGAGCGAGCUCAGCUGGAGGAUAAAGGUGUUUUCUUCAUCCACAAGAAAGAUAAAAAAAGAGGAAAGAUGGGAAAUCCUGCUGCUGUAAGGCUGAAGUUCAAAGAGAAGAACUCUGGUCAGAUCGCCUUCACACCGUUGACUGCAUCUCCGCCACAGAACUGCACUGAAGAGAAAGCGAUGGGGACUUGGACCACCGUCCUCAUAACAGCCGUUGUGACGACUGUGAUUGUUGUACUUUUAGCUGGUUUGUUUCGGUGGCUGAAAUCCCGCAAAACAUGUGGACAAAGUGAUGAAAGACCUGCGACAGAUGUGGAGAUGGGACUUGUGAACAAUAGAGGACCUGCUGGUUCUCAAGUUAAUGGGGUCUUUUAACUUAAAUGGUUAUUUAAUGUGUUUUAAAUGGUGACUGAUGAAACAAUGGUUGUUACUAUUAUGAAGUCACGAGAUUUUUACAGUGGUUGAAUAGAGAAAAAUGUAUUUCCAUGAAUUUCUUAUUAAUAAACACAAUACAUUGAAAAACACGGCUACUGUGAUUUCUGCCGCAACUCAUUAAUGUAAAAUAAUAAUUAACACUUAAAAGGUAUUUUAAAAAUAUAUAUUUGCCAAAACAUAUCAGAAAUAAAAUCAUGUCCUUGAACUAGGUGAACCGACUCCGAUCAUGUUGUGUGGCGCUGGGUUGGUCUCACUUCACGUGAGACUGGAACUGAAAACAUGCAACACAAUAGCCUGUAGCUUUAAGUAAAUAUGGAAACACUGAAUAAAACAAACAGCCAUAAAUAUAGUGAUAGAAACCCUAAAAAAUCUAAACAAAAUACACAGCUAUUUAAUGGAAAAUGUUAAUUACCUUUUAAAAUGUAUUGUGGAGUUUAAAAACGCUGCACCAAUCUGUCGAAUAGUGUUCUUAAGAUACGUCUGAAAUGCGGGCUGAGGAAAUGCUAGUGGAACCAGAAUCCAGUGGCCAUUUGAGGGUUCUCUAUGAUUAAUUAAAGGCCUGAAAAGAUUUUUUUUUAAAGUUUGUAUUAGUAAAUUAUUUAUUAAUCAUUAAUAACGUUAUUAUGAAUCCCUUAUCAAGGAGGCUUAUCAGAAAGUGGGAUUUACAUUUACAUUAGUUGGCUGAAGUUUUUCUGGGUGCAAAUGAAUUAUAUUUUAAAUGAUUCUACUUUACGUCCAGUGUUUAGGUUAAUGUUUUAUUUCAUUAGCAAAGACCAAACCAACAACAAAAUGCGUGUUGAUGACUCAUUAAGGAUAAGAAGUGGCAUGGUUGAGGUGUGGUCUUGCUCCUGAAACUCCGAUCAAUAGCUUCGAUUUAGGAAACAAUAAGAAUUUUGUUUUC
Molecule: messenger RNA, 2314 nt
Organism: Thunnus maccoyii (southern bluefin tuna)
Lineage: Eukaryota; Metazoa; Chordata; Actinopteri; Scombriformes; Scombridae
Exons: 3
Coding region: 364-1353 (329 amino acids)
Source: RefSeq, a predicted model, not a curated record